Molecule: messenger RNA, 2870 nt
Organism: Mizuhopecten yessoensis (Yesso scallop)
Lineage: Eukaryota; Metazoa; Mollusca; Bivalvia; Pectinida; Pectinidae
Exons: 3
Coding region: 866-2251 (461 amino acids)
Source: RefSeq, a predicted model, not a curated record
CCUCUCAAGUUAAGUCAAUAUUCUGUAUCACCAAGCGAGCUUUAUCAAGCAAUGUGUUACCUGCCUGUAUUUUACCUGUACGACCAAUCAACCUUGUGUUCUACCUGUGGUCAUAAGACAAAUAUUGGCGUGUGAACCGUAAUUGUUUCUUUAUAAUCAAACGGUUAUCGACUUUCUAGCUUGAUGGAUGUUGGACCAUUUAUAGGCCACUAAUUGUGACAGCGACACGUCCAUGUGAUUAUUGAGUGUAACGAACAACGAGGCAGAUUUAUAGUCUGUACCUGGGUAGUGGGAGAUAAUACACUCGGAAACACAGCAGGUUUUCAAUGGUUAUGUGAACAGUUUCCAUUAGGGAAUUAAUAAUGAGUUCAAAUGGUCUCUUUACAUACUGGCACUGUCAGUAUGAUAGGUGCAGACAGCUGUCUGUCUGGUGGAGGUAAAUCUCAGCAACAGUACAUCAGUGGAGAGUACAACGAUAUUCACAAGAUAUCUGAAUUCAGGAAAGCGUAGAGAAAAAUGAUCAAGCACUCCUACUGAUACACACAGAACAUUCUCAGCCUCUGGAUAAACUCCGUUUUCUUCAUACAGGACGAAUACAUCUUAUGAACACAAGGACGUACGUUUGAUAUAUGAGGAGGAGGUGUGUGUUCCUCUUCUACCAGUACCACUGGGCUAAGAUUCUACGUCACAACCGGCCAUCCUUGUGUUGUUCUACAUUCCACUACUGACAAUCCCUUAACCGUUGAUAUAUGUGCUACAUGAUUAGGACCUGUGUACCAUGAAUUUCGAUUUUCGAAUAGGAGAUCAAAAACUAGAAAUAUAUUUACAUAUAAGAACUGCGACGGAGUUACUGUGAAUCAACAAAAUGUCUGUUCAAAUGGCAGACAAUCCUGCGCCGCCUAAAGGUGGUUUAGGUUCCUUUUUGACGGAGAAAAAUCUAACAAGGAGGUUCGAACCUAGAGCGUCGAUAAACAAACGCCGCCAAGAGAAAGACAUAAUAGAAAACAUUUCACGGCGCAUGUUCCCUGUCGGUGUUCGCGCACCUUUGUUGACGGAUAUACCAGCAUCAGAUAAUCGUGGAGAUACCAGCUUCCGGUUCGAUGUUAUAACCCAAAAACGGAUCCCUCGACCCAUGAACGAUCAAUUGUCUUCUUCCUUUAGUCCACGCAAGCGGACACCCAACAAUAGAUCACAAAACUCGUCCAAAGCGCCAUCUUUAAUGUCCCCUAGAGCGAUUAAAUUUAUGCUAUCAGACGGAUCAUUUAAAGAUUCUAAGACAACCGAUGGAAAAAGUAGUCAGCCGGAUGCUUGGGAGCAAUGGAAGGAAAACAUUGCACGUGCCAAAGAUGCACGUGACCGGAUGUACCGAAAUACAUACUGUUUAUCCAAGGACAAAUUACGAUACCACGUGUGUACGUUGCCUCGGAUCACGACCGACAGACCUUGGACGGUCGGCGAGAUUCCUUUAGACAGCAGUAGAAAAAACAUGGUAUUGGAGCGACAAGUUAAUGAUGUCGUCCUGUCUAACAGGAUGAUAGUACCCCAGCCGGAAAGGAAGCGAGUCGAAUCAAUACAGAUAAAAGGACUUCAAAAACAAAACACAAUGGACUCGGUUGCAAGUGAAAAUUGCUUUGAAGUCCGAAGAAUAGAAGCAAGCACUGAAUUCCUGAAAGAAAAUGCCGGGCAGCUUACAACAGUCGUCAGACAGCCGAGUGAUAUGGGACGACUGUAUGAAUCUGCAUCUACAAAAAACCGGCGACUCGAACGACCAUUGAAACACGAAAACUUGAAACACAGACCAGCGCAAUGGGGAACUAAAGUUCCGAUACGUCUGAGAAAACAUGCGACCCAGGGAUAUAUGGACAGGGAUUAUAAAUCUGUAGAAGCCUACAAGGAGUAUGUGGAGCUGAUGCAACAGCGGGGAGUAGAAGGGAAGAGCACUGAGCACAGGUCAGUAGACAAGGAUAGUAGUUUGGCGUCCAAAUAUGGGUACGAAAACAGGGUUUUACAAUCAGUCAUUGACGUCAACCAGCCAAACCCGGGUAACGGGGCGGACAGUAGGAAGUCGGCCAAUCACGCCAACUCAAUCGUAAUUGAAAUAAAACCAACAUGGGACGAACAUGAGAGUCGUUCAAGUGAGAAACAAGCGCCUUCUGACGAUGGUAGGACGUGUCCUGUCAACUCCCCUUUACUCGGAACUCAUGAUGAGAAAGGUGAGCUUCUGGCGGAAGUCGAACAUGUACCAGAGUGAAUGCGAUUUUGAAAAGCAAUACGCGUUAUGUUUACUUGAUGUAUAGACAAUCAGUUACGCUUGUGGAAUUUUAACUCAACUAUGGAACACGACAAUGUUCAUUGACUGUUUUCCCGUGAAUCAAUGAAUUGCUUUGACAUUCCUGUAUCGUCAGUGGUGAGCCUAAUAGCUAACGUAGCGGUUAGUUAGUUCUAUAGAAUACCAGUAACCCAAUAACAUUGACAGAAACGGCAGUGCCAUUACUUCCUUUUGUUUUACAGCACUGGUCUAUAAAACAAAUUUCGGCUGAAACAGCUGUAAUUAACCUUGAACGUGUCUCAUUUCAUCACAAGAAAAACAUUAUUGUUGUCAGUUGUUUACAGGAUAGCAACCUAUUGGUGAAACAAAACAUUUAUUAAUGCAUCCAUACAUUGAUACAUAUGCGGAAAUAUCGACAGUACACUAUUGCUAAUGGAUGGCUUUGAUGAAGUCGGAAUUGGCUUAUCAUAUAUGAUAUUCUCCAAAACCGUAAUUCAUGUAUUUACAAUGCCAAUUGAACAUUAAACUAUUUUACAGAAAAUAUAAGAUUGUUUUCUGUCAGUCAUUUCCUUACUUUAACAAUAACGCUCUGUGUAAGAAA